GUGUUCUCCGGGCCGGUGUCCGGGUCGCCGGAGGACGCUGUCUGUCUGGGCUGCCCGGAGCUGGCGGUAAGCCCCUAGCCCUGAGCUUCCCAGCGCGGUCCCUCGGGGCGUCAGUCCGCCCGGGACUCACGCUCUGCUUCCACGCAGUGGACAGCCCGAGGUGGCGUGGGCCUUAGGGUCGAAUGACACGGCCCCGAGGCGAGGUCAACAGGUGGCAACCCCCCCAAACAUUCGCCACAGGGAACUCCACCCUGAGGGUUCUGCAGGUGGGCACCCCUGGAUUUGGCGAUGAGAACUGCGCUUUGGACAUGAAGUCGCUUUUCUAGCCCACCUUAGGGAAGACUGUUGAAUUCCAGCCACACGUUGGAAUGGUUCCAGCAGCCUCUCUUUGCAAAACGCUUUCAAUUCAGAGGAUUUCCUUGGUAAAAGUUCUUGGACCCCCUGUCCUGAAGCAGCCAGGGCUUCUCCGGACGGCUUACCAGCCGUGCUGGGGUUCUUACGUUCCCUGCAAGACUGGUAAAUGUUGGACAACGACAGAUAACACGGGAAGUUCUGGAAUUUUCCAUUUAGAGCAACAGCUUCCAGUUCUGACCAUGGCCAACUCAGAGAAGACAGAAGUGGUUCUCCUUGCUUGUGGUUCCUUCAACCCCAUCACCAACAUGCACCUGCGGCUGUUCGAGCUGGCCAGGGACUACAUGAGUGGGACAGGGAAGUAUAAAGUCAUCAAAGGUGUCAUCUCCCCAGUGGGUGAUGCAUACAGGAAGAAAGGCCUCAUCCCUGCCCACCACCGGGUCAUCAUGGCAGAGCUGGCCACCAAGCACUUGGACUGGGUGGAGGUGGACACCUGGGAGAGCCUGCAGAAGGACUGGGUGGAGACGGUGAAGGUGCUGAGACACCAUCAAGAGAAGCUGGCGGCCAGCUGGGGUCAGCAGCAGAGCUCCCUGGGGCUGGAGAGGCCUGGGCGCAAGAGGAAGUGGGCGGAGCCAAGACCAGAUCCCGGUCAGAAGAAGCCAGUGGAGCCAAAAACAAAAGGUGUGCCCAGGGUGACACUGCUGUGUGGGGCCGACUUCCUGGAGUCCUUCAGCGUCCCCAACCUGUGGAAGAGAGAGGACAUCACGCGCAUUGUGGCUGACUUCGGGGUCGUCUGCAUCACCCGGACUGGCAGUGACGGACUGAGAGCCAUCUACGAGUCCGACGUGCUGUGGGAGCACCGCAGCAACAUCCACCUGGUGAACGAGUGGGUCACCAACGACAUCUCAUCCACGAAAAUCCGCAGGGCCCUCCGGCGAGGCCAGAGCAUCCGCUACCUGGUGCCCGAUCCUGUCCGAGAGUACAUUGAAAAGCAUGACUUGUACAGUUCUGAGAGCGAGGACAGGAAUGCCGGCGUGGUCCUGGCGCCCCUGCAGAGGAACACUGCCGGGGCUCAGGUGGAGGAGGCCCGUAGCUGAUGGUUCGCAGCUCCCUGGCAGGAUGGGGACAAAUCUGUGCAUUAGUAACAGGAGGCAGAAUUGUGAUCCUGUAUCAUGAACUAAAGCUCAGAAGUUGGAUGAAAAUCAGGAAAAAAUUAAAAUCAGAUUAUUUUCAUUUUAUCAGAA
This is a messenger RNA of Ochotona princeps (American pika), 1595 nucleotides long. It is a transcript of the gene NMNAT1, whose product is annotated as nicotinamide nucleotide adenylyltransferase 1. Lineage: Eukaryota; Metazoa; Chordata; Mammalia; Lagomorpha; Ochotonidae. Gene Ontology annotation, molecular function: nicotinamide-nucleotide adenylyltransferase activity; nicotinate-nucleotide adenylyltransferase activity. Gene Ontology annotation, biological process: NAD+ biosynthetic process. The record is from RefSeq and is a predicted model, not a curated record. The coding region runs from base 369 to 1448 and encodes 359 amino acids. The transcript has 7 exons.